Molecule: messenger RNA, 15061 nt
Organism: Lymnaea stagnalis (great pond snail)
Lineage: Eukaryota; Metazoa; Mollusca; Gastropoda; Lymnaeidae
Source: the annotation of a GenBank genome assembly
CUCGUGACCAUCAAGAUAUCUGAAUCAUUCCUAAAUAAACUUGGCUGGCGGAAACAUACUAAAAUACUACCUUAAUGAAAGAUUUAGAUUUAUAUUAAAUAUCUUAUAAAAUAACGCCAUGAGUCAAGCGAACGAGCAGACAGCACUAAUCAAUGAGGAUGAUGAAGAACUUGAAGGUUGCAGCGGAACACCGCCAUGCAAUCCUAAAUCAUGUCUCCACCGCUAUUUUCCUGUAUUGAUUCUCAUCUGCUUUCUCAGCUUUGGUAAUUGAAUUAAUACCAUACUAGUUAGUAGUUAGUUGUAUUUAGCCUAGUAAAAAUUUAAUAAAUAUUUUUUUUAGUUUUGUCAUAAGCUAGUCUAAUAAUGGUUAGUUUAUAAGCCUAAUAACUUUUUUAAAAAGAUUAUUUUAAUGAAAUGACCAUGACCAUGUCACGGAGGCCUAAAAAGUAAAAGUUAAAAGGCAGGCAGCUUCUAAUCUAACUAAGUUACAGUUAAUAAUCAGUUAAGGCUAGAUGAGCCUGUAGCCUAGUCCCCUACCAAUUUUUCAAUUUACAAAGUUUUCACAAAGGCAUCUGACUAUGAUGUGGAGUGGGAUAUGAGCUGGGACAUGGAAUUUCAUCUGCAAAGUGUCAGUCUCUAGAAGUAGUACCCCUCUACACCACCAUUUUAAACUUCAUGGCCAUAUGCUUGAGCCAGAAGAUCAUAUUAACAAUGUGUGCAACCAGGCAAACAAGACCCUAGAGUUCUUAAGGCAAAAUCUAAAGAUCGGUGUGAAAGAAAAAACCUUUGUCCGGCCGCUUUUAGAUUACGCAUCUUCAGUCUGGGACCCAUUCUCUCACAGGAGCAUUAACAAGUUUGAGGCGGUCCGGCGACGGGCAGCACUCUUUGUCCUGAACCGCUACAAGAACGCCGCUAGUGUUGGCAGCAUGCUGGAAACAAUGGGCUGGUCAUUACUGGAGGAACAACGAUUAUCCAGGCUCUCCAUGAGGUACAAGAUAAAAAAUGGGCUGGUCCACUGCUCCAACAUCAAACAGAAACUCAUCCCUCUCUCCCCUAGACAGCAACGAGGUCAUCACAGGCAGUUCUGGCUCAUAACAUCAAGAGCACAGUACAGGAUCUGCUCCUUCCUGCCAAAGACAAUUAAGGACUGGAACAAGCUUCCAAAAGGAACUGUUGACGCGAAAACACUUAACACAUUUGUUUCUAUUGCCUCAGGACUUCCAACCCCCAGUUCCCGAUACCCUCCCUGUGUAGAUAUUAAUCUCUAUCUAAACAAGUCUUGCUCUUCAAUUAUUUUAACCACAUUAUCAUUUUAUGUCUACUUUAUUGAAAAGAUAAUCAAUUUUCCAUCUGAUAUCUAAUCUUUUUUUUCAGGGAGUUAUUUCUGCUAUGACAAUCCAGCCGCCUUGCAAGACACAAUGAUCAGAGACCUUGAUAUAAAUGAGAGUAAAUUCAUGGCCUUCUACUCAUUCUAUUCAUGGCCAAAUGUGGUUCUGUGCAUGUUUGGAGGCUACCUCAUUGACCGUAUGUUUGGCGUCAGGUUGGGUGCAAUUAUCUUCAGCAUGUUUGUCACAGUGGGCCAGGUAAGGUUACUUGUUAAAAUAAAAAUAAUAAAUUUGUGCUCAUUAGAGGCCGUCCAUAAAUUAUGUCACACCGUUUUGGUUUAUUUUGCCCCCUCUCCUUCUUUCUGAUCACAUAUUGUCAUAAAUAGUGUCUACCACUCCUGUAGAUGCACGUCAGACUUAUACAGACAAGUAUAUACAGUAAAUGUAUUAUGGAAUUAUGCUUUAUUAUUGGCUAUUAAUAAAUACUUUCACACUGUUUAUGACUGUUUUCUAUCCAUAACCCGAUCGUUACAAAUUUGUUAUAACAAUUUGAACCCCCAUCACACAAAUUCAUGAACCCCUUUCCCAUUUAUGGAUUUAGCCCUGUAAAAUUCUUUGUGGUUGAUAAAUAACCCCCAAAAAAUAGUUCAAUGGGGUCAAGGCUAGAAGACUAAAAAAUAAACCAAUUAUGUGCAUAAAAUUUAGCCAGAGUUUGUAGAGAAAACAAAGCCUAAAGCAUUUUAUAACUUUUCUUUCUUCCUGAACUGUCCUGCUCAUCAAUGAACAGGUCAUCUUUGCACUAGGAAGUCUCUUCAACAUAUAUGCUUUGAUGUGUGUUGGUAGAUUUGUAUUUGGGUAAGUGGAUUUAUGGUGGAUGAUUAUUUUGGUAGAAGUAAAAAUACUCGAUCAUCAUUCAAUUAAGUUGUAUUCAUGAAAAAUGUAUAUUUAUAUCACAGUUAUACUUUCUUUUUUUUUUUCUUUUUUUUUUCUCCCUUUGAGUAAAUAUUUAAUAAUAUUUAUCUUUCAAGUAACUGCUAAAUAUUGUAAGUAUAAAAUAUAUAUCAUAGAAUGCAUCAAUUUUAUCAGCUGUAAAGAAAAAAAACUUUGAUUCCAGAUAUAAAGUACAAUCUUAUUGUUGGAAAAUGUAAAAUAUCUAUUGGGAAAAAUAACAGUGGCCAGCAGCAACACAUACUUUGAUAUGUCCUAAAAUGUAAAAAAAAAUUUUUUUUUAUCCUUUAUCAGUUAUGGGCAUAUAAAUUUUGAAAAAUAAAGUAUCGUUGUUUUGACUGUGUUGCUUUUUUUUUAGUAAAGGAUUGUAAAAAAUUUAUUUUAAAAAAAAUGCAACCCCCCCCCCCCCUCUUUAAACAGAAUUGGGGGUGAGUCUUUGGCUGUGGCACAGAACACAUUUGCAGUCAAGUGGUUUCAAGGGAAAGAACUAAACAUGGUGUUUGGUCUGCAGCUGAGCUUCUCUCGAGUGGUAACAUUUUAAAACAAUUAUACAAUUAUUUAAAAAAAAAAAAUUAACUCUACAUACAACAUAUAUAAAUAUAUACACAUUUUAGAAAAAUGAGAAGAUACAUUUUUUUUUUAACACUUGGACUCACUGUGUUUUUUCUCAAAAUACCUAGAUCUGGUGUAUAAAAACUGCAACAGGUUAAGCCCUAGUAUUUAUUAAUUUCUUAUCUUGUAGGGCAGCACAGUAAAUAUGAACAUCAUGCAGCCACUUUACAACCUCAUAGAUGAACAUGUGCAUGGCUACAAGUGUCUGGGCAUAGCUUUAUUUAUUGGUAAGUCAUCAUCAGUGGCACUACAUCCCAUUUUGCGCCCUGGCUUGCUCCACCACACCCUUCCAUUCAGAUAUCAUCACCAGUGGCACCACAUCCCAUGCAGGGCCCGGGCCUGCUCCACCAAAUCCUUCCAUUCAGACAUCAUCAUCAGUGGCACUACAUCUCAUGUAGGGCCCUGGCCUGCUCUACCACGUCUUUCCAUUCAGACAUCAUCAUCAGUAACACUGCAUCCCAUGUUGGGCCCUGGCCUGUCCACCACAUCCUUCCGUUUGCAUUUUUUAAAUAAUUUUUGUUUAAAAAUCAUGUGUUGUUAUUCAUAAUUUACAAGUUAAGUUUAAUUGUUUUCAUGGUUCGGCAGGGGAUCUUCAAAAUUUGUUAAAUUUAAUUUGUGUCCUCAUAAAAUUUAAAAUUUUUUUUUAGGAGGCUUGUUGUAUUCUCUGUAGAGGCCUCCACUGCAGGCAGUGAGGAUGAGUUGAACAAACCAGAACAAAGUUGAUGACCUGUGUUUGGUCGUAGACACUUUAAAAAAGGAUAUAUUACCUUAAGUGAGACUUUAAAAAAAAUUUCAUUUCUUCCCUAGGUGCCGGGAUGUGUGUGUUCUCCCUGCUGUGUGCGUUCCUGCUGUCGUACUUUGACAAGAGGGCGGACAGGGUUCUGAAGAGAAAACAGAUUAGUCAAGGUGGGUGUGUCUGAUCACAGGUCAGAGGUCAUGGUGCUGCUACAUAAGUACAGUGUUGUCAGAGAAUAUGAUGCUUCUACACGUGUACAGUGUCGUCAGAAGACAUGUUGCUUCUGAAUAUUUACAGUGUUGUCAGAUUGCAUGCUGCCUUUACAUAUGUACAGUGUUGUCAGAAGACCAUGUUGCCUCUACAUAUGGGCAGUGUUGUUGGUUACUAUGGCACUGUAGAAAAGGCCAAUAGUGGCAAGCCAACUUAUACAAUUUGUGCCGUUGGAGUGUGACAAAUAGACAAAAGGAUGGAAGGUAUGCAGUUUAGCUUAGAGUAAAAUGUUGAAAAGAGAUGAAUUAAAUAUUCUAUUUCAUCACUAUUUAAUCUCACAAUUAAGGAAACAUUAAAUAAAAAGGAUUAGUGCGCUUGCUCAGAGUUUUCAUGAUAAGAAUGAUGUGACAUGGAAUUAAAGUAAACAAACGAUUUUGCAGAUAAAAUAUAAUUUUUGAUGUAAAGAAGAAAGAUUAUAGCAUUUUUUGGGAGAAAAUAAGUUGUAGUCAGUUAAAAAAAAAUUAUUUGUGGUUAUAGGGCCUUGUGAUGGCAUGUGUGGCUAUAGGGCCUUGUGAUGAUGGCAUGUGUGGUGAUAUGGCCUUGUGAUGAUGGCCUGUGUGGUUAUAGGGCCUUGUGAUGAUGGCCUGUGUGGUUAUAGGGCCUUGUGAUGGCCUGUGUGGUUAUAGGGCCUUGUGAUGACCUGUGUGGUUAUAGGGCCUUGUGAUGAUGGCCUGUGUGGUAAUAAUGUGUGGUUAUAGGGUGUUGUUAUGGCUUGUGUGGUUAUAGGGCCUUGUGAUGACCUGUGUGGUUAUAGGGCCUUGUGAUGAUGGCCUGUGUGGUAAUAGGGCCUUGUGAUGGCCUGUGUGGUGAUAGGGCCUUGUGAUGACCUGUGUGGUUAUAGGGCCUUGUGAUGAUGGCCUUUGUGGUUAUAGGGCCUUGUGAUGAUGGCAUGUGUGGUUAUAGGGCCUUGUAAUGGCAUGUCCAUACUGUACCCACACCUCAGUAUUCAUUUUGGCAGACAGCCUUCACAUUGAUUUGUGGCAUACUGAAUAAUCUGUAACUAUCAUUUUCAAAUUACAAUGUUUCUUGCAGAGGAUAUGAUCAAGUUCAAGGAUAUCCUGACAUUCCCUUUCACAACAUGGCUGAUAUCAAUCAUCUGUGUUGCCUAUUAUGUGGCAGUCUUCCCUUUCAUUGGCCUGGGUUUGUAAGUCCUUGUUUUUUUUAAAAACCAUAACAGUUUUAAUCUUUUCAAUAGAUUAAUAUGAACGAUUUGUGUCAAUAAAACAAUAUAUGUUCAGCUUUAAUAAUAAUUUUACACAAUGUACAAAUUAAUGUUUUGGCAAAUGCCUUCAUCAGUACAACAGCAAAACAUUUAAAUAAGUAUAAAUUAAAUUACAUAAUAUAUACAUGUAUCCCACCUAAAAAACAGAAAAGAAUAGGAAUAUGGGGAAAAACCAGACAAAAGCAAAUUAAAGAAGAAUGGAAAGGAAGUGAUUUGAAGUAAAAUGUAAAAACCAAACAGGAAAAAGACAUGGCAGCUAUGUAAAAUUGUGGAUUUGGUUUAUCUGCUUCAUAAGCUUUAACGUAGUCCAACACUCUUAUACACAUAUUGUUUGUGUCUAAUUAAUCUAUUUUAAAGCUUUAUCGCAGUCCAACACUCUGUAAUCUUUGCACCUUGAAUAAAGGAAAAGAUGUUAAGAUAAAGGAAGUCUAAUUAGCUUUUGACUUUUCGGGUAUUAAAAGGUCAUUCAAUGAGUCAAACCUUCGUGAAGCCAUUUACUGUGGAUGAUCUGUAUAGACAAAAUAGCCUCAUAAAAAUAUAUAAAUAAUUUCACUAAUAAAGCUCUACAGUGAUAAAAAACAGUAUGUCCCAAAACUAACAGUACAGAAAAGUCUUGGAAUUGUUCUACCAUCUCUUUUCAAACUCAUUGUCUCCAUUAACUACUACAAAUGUAUGAGCAAAAAUUCCUACUAUGAAUAAUUUUUCCUCCUCUGAAAAACACAUUUCUAGCGAUAGCUGGCCAACGUACAAUCCUUUUCACUUCUAGGGUCAUGUGGCAGACGGAGCUGUGCACUGUACACGUUCAAGAUGAGAGAGUUUCAAUUCUUUUAUUUUUUUGGCGCAAACUGUAUAUCCUAGAGAUGCAAUGUAUAAUAUAAAUUGAGUUACUCAUGUACUGAUUUCAUUGUUUACAAGAAUACAUUUCUGAAAAUCUUUCAGGGUUUUCUUUGAGAUGAAGUUUGGCCUGACUCCCACCAGUGCCAACGCCGUCAACAGUUUGGUCUACAUUGUUUCUGCAGUGGCCUCCCCUGUUUUUGGGUUUCUCAUUGACAAAAUUGGCAAGAAUGUCUUCUGGGUUAUCAUUGGCAUUGUAGUCACCCUGGGCUGCCACAUGCUGCUUGCUUUCACUUUUAUCAACCCAUACGUCGCUAUGGUGAGUGGUUUGAUCAUGUUUUUGUGUUUUUUUUGGUGUGCCUUAUGAAUAGCAUUGGGAGAAAAAUGCUCAACGAAGUAGUGAAGCAUUGCAUCAGGAUUGUCCUGAUGAUUAAGCUUCAUAAUUAUCUUGGGCUUAUUUCGAAAUCUGCUGUAACCAAAAAUAAUUCUAAAGAUAUCAUUAAUUCAUUAAAACUGUCAACUUAGAAAAAAUGACAGCAUAGAAGAAAGACAUUUUUUAACACCUCAGAAACAUAUAGGUCAAGGUGAUUACCCUUGCAGAUCAGAAGUGGGAUUACAAUGUUUGGUCUAAUAUUUUUGUUAUUGGAUUUCACUCUCUCAGCAUUUUUGGACCUCUCAUAAGUCAUUAAAAAUAUUUGAUUCGUAUAAUAUCAAUACAUAAACAAAAUUUAAAUUUACUCAAUGUUUAAAGCUACCCUUCAGAAUAAGUUAUAGUCUCAAGCUCACUCUUUGGUGAAGAGAAAAGUCGGGGGCAUUGGUGUGGGGGGCAUUGGUGUGUGUGUGUGGGGGGUUCUCCCACCAGCAAAUAUUCAUAAUGAAUACUUGGUUACUUUUAGCUAAAAAUUUUCAAAGGCAUUGUUUCAUAUAUUUUUUCUUCUUCAUGGGUUAAAAAAAAUAGAGACCCCUAUUUCUGUUUGGCCCAUCUGAUUUUGCAGUUUCUUCACUCCUAGAUAAUCAUGGGACUGUCAUACUCAGUGCUGGCCAGUGCUCUCUGGCCCAUGGUCUCCCUUAUAAUACCCGGUCAUCAACUGGGCACAGCAUAUGGCAUGUAAGUAAUAUAAGUAAAACUAACAAACGUUCACUGGUUAAUCAAUAUUGUUUGCUUGAAUUCAGAGUUGCCUCGGCAGUCAGGGGCAGCAGUCAAUCAGCGGCAGUCAGCAGUGCCAGUCAGCAGCGGCAGUCAGCAGGUCAAUUUCAAAACUUAAGAUUAUUUCAUUGGUUCAUUAAAAUCAUAUAUUUCUGCCCAUGCUACAAAUACUGAUGGGCUUGAUGAUGAGUCCAUUUUUAAAACCUAUGCAUUUCAGCAAUGUUAAUUCAAAGGGGAGCAUGACUGUGUACAGUCCAACUCUCUUUUGGAUCAAAUGCUGUCUUUUAGAACAGGUUUUUAUUUGUUGUAGAUUGUAGACCCAUGGCUUAAUACUUAAUAAAAUAAAAAAAUAAAAAAUAAAAAACUCUAUGAUUCAAAAAAUUUUAGAAUGCAAGCCAUCCAGAACCUGGGUCUAGCUGUUAUAUCCCUUACUGCUGGUAUAAUCGUGGAUCAGAAUGGCUACCUCAUCCUAGAAGUGUUUUUCAUGGCUUGGUUGUGCUGUAAGUAUGCUUGGUCAUCUCACACUUUCAGAAUUAAAAUAAAUUUUUAGUCUUGUAAGUGAUCAAAGAAAAUUAUUAGUACAGUAAAAGUUUAUGAAUUGAAAAUGUUUUAAUUUUCAUGUCUCAAAUGCAAUUAUUUGGAUGUCUGAAUUUCAAAUAUUUUACGACAGAAUUUUAAUCUGUUCAUUAAAUAUCAACAAAUAGAAAAUGCAUAACAUAAUUCUAGUGUAAAUUUUUGCUGACGUCAUCUUGUCUUCGUGCGAUGAUCGUGUAGCUUUGUUUUAUUGGCAUUAUACAUCACUUCAUUCCCUUGGCUUCAAGUUAAAGCAUAUUCUAAUCCAGAUCAAGCACAUUUAAAAAAAAAUAUUAAUUUAUGUAAUUAUGUAAAGAUUCAACCUCUAACACUAAACCAUAGAAUGACAAAUAUUGAUUUUUCAGAAUGACAAAAGUCUUCAUGAAUUUUUUUUUUUUUUUUAUUGUUGAUGAACUUUACAAAAAUUAAACCUUAAUUUUUUUUUGUUUCUUUCUUUCAGUGGCACUGAUUGCUGUUGUUUUACUUUAUUUUUGAGAAUGACAAAAGUCUUCAUGAAUUUUUUUUUUUUUUUUAUUGUUGAUGAACUUUACAAAAAUUAAACCUUAAUUUUUUUUCGUUUCUUUCUUUCAGUGGCACUGAUUGCUGGUGUUUUACUUUACCUCUUUGAUGCCAAUAAAGGUAUUUUCAUCUCAAUCACCCCUCUCUCAGAAUAUGGUUGUAAUAAAUGUAAUAAAUUAUAUUAAGUGACCAAGAUUGGUGAUGAUAAUUCUGUUUCAACAAAAUUCUGUCAAAUGUUUCCAGAAAAAUGUGAAUUAAAAUAAAAAAAAUUUAAAAAAACUCAUUACUUUUAUCUUAAGCACUUAAGAUUCAAUACAGGGAUUAAGGCUCCUCAAACUUUGACCUAAGUACCACUAGCUGUAAAUUAUAUUACGCACGUUGGAAAAUGUGAGAGCUUAACAAUUUACAAAUACUUAUAAAGCUAUUCACUAAAAGUUUCAAACUACAGACAUGAUAGUACAAGCAUUUUUGAAGUUUAUUUUAAGUGGCACAACAUUACGAAACUUUAAGAAACCCUUUAGCACCAUUUGAAUGUGUAGCCAGACGAACGGGUUUGGGUAACUCUUGAUGUAUUUGUGUUUGACCUGACCAGGUGGGAAGUUGAACUUGUCGGCAAAAGCCAGGGCUCUCCAGAAAGCAAACUCGGAAUCGCAAAUGUAAGUUGCCAAUGUUGAUUGCGGCACCUGCAAGUGGUAAUCUGAUUUCUUGCACAUUAUAAGAGAUCAUUAAAGAGCUUGUAGAAAAUUCUGAGCAGUUACAAUUGUAAAAACCUCUUGUAUUAGCAACGUUUGUUACUUUUAAUUAAAUUUCAGUAUUAGUAUUACUCUGUUGUAGUAUUUUGCCUCGUCUAUUCACAUUUUACAAUCCUCCAUAAUAUUUGAUAACACGAGCCAUUAGAAUUUAGCUUCACAGGUUUUAUUGACGAUAUAAAGACACAGCAUGAAAUAAAUCUCUAGAAACUAGAGCAAACAUAAUUGUCAUAUAACUUAUUCACUUCACAUUCAUAAUCCACUCAGAUCUGUUGCGUCAACAUUUAGAUGUUGUGUGAUGCACAUAAAAUCGUGGCAAGAGCCAACAAUGAAAUAAUCAGACUGCCAUUUCUAUUGUCCACUUGCUUCUCUGCACAUGCCAUACAGUAUCUAAUUAACUUCCUGUGCAUCCUAACUUACAAAAAACAAAACAUUAUCCAAAACAAAUGAUUAUGUCAAUAUUUAAUCUGUGACAACAAUUUUUUUUAGAGAAAUUAACUUAGAACAAAGUAAAGGAUGUCUGUGUUAAACUGACACUGACAUUAUCGCCAUUUCAUUUUAAGAGCAUAAUUUAUUUAAAAAUCCCCAUCUAACCUAUUUAUCCCUAAGUCAUAUCCACCUGGCAGUGGCCAUUUUUUUUGUUGUUGUUUGUUUUGAAUACCAUAAGGUUAGAUACACAUAGUAAAAUAUGUGACUGAUAAACUUAUUAAGAAAUACUUUUCCGUAAGUUAGUUUUAAAAUGAACAUCAUCGAGCUAUUAAAAAUUCUAAAAAUAUACUAUCCCUUUCUAUCCUUAAAGCCAACAUUUAGCAAUGAUUUAUGUUUGAACUUGAAGAUGUGGAUUUGGUGAUACUGGUAGCUAAUAAAAUAACCGUAAAUAUAUAGUCCAAUCUUUAUGUCUCAUGACUCAUUUUGACAUCAGUCCACUUGAGUACGUCUUGAUGAGGCCAGUGCUUGAGAUCAAAGCUUUCGAUUGUUCAACAUUUUUUGGUCUACUUCCCCAGUCCUCUGUUUUCCGCUAACCCUCUAUCUCUCACUGGUUAUUCCGUUAACCCUCUAUCUCUCACUGGUGUUUCAGUUAAUCUCUUAUCUCCCAUUUUUUUUUUUUUUCUAAUUUAUGUCCAGCUUUGUGGCAGGAAUAUUGCCUUUGUUCAUUGUUAGUUUUUAAAGUCUUUUGUCAGCUAUAACAUUCAUCAUUUUGGUGAAAUGUGACCUUCUUCCUUACACUUAAUUUCUUUUAAUAACAAUUUUUAUAACAGUUUUGCCUGAUUGAAACGGGAGUGUGUGGGGGAUGUUUAAUCUCUUAUUUGUCACCUAUCUACUAUUAUUUUUAUAUAACACCUCAUUAUCCUUAUUUUAUUGGUAACAUCUCACCUCACCAUACUUAUUUGUCAUAUCGAUAUCAAAUCACCAUAUUUUCUAUUAUAUGGAUAACAUCUUAUUAUCCUUAAUAUUUCAUGCAUAUCUGCUCUCUUUCUCUCUCUCCCCAGCCAAGACAAGUAAAACCAAUGGGGACUGUGACGUGGCAAGGGAAGGAAAUUCUACAAUCAAAGUUCAUGUGGGAGUGUUUCUGUUUGGUGACCUAAUUUGAACAUUCCAUUCUGCAGCGUGGCAAAGUGUCUCUCAUUUUGCAGUUGAGAUCAGCUGUGUGCACGUUAGAAAUAUUUGUCUGUCCUAAUCGUUUACUUAUCCCCCCAAAAAUAAUUGAUUCUUUAUUAUUGAAUGCUUGCUGUCGUUGUUGACUGUGUCAGCUGCAGUUUUUAUAGGCAAAUGUUGGCCGCUUGAGAAUGACUGCAGUGUGGACUGACGCUGGCUGACCACUUGUCUUUCAUAGGAUACCAUGUUGUCACAGCAGGGUUAUUAUAUCUUACUGGUCUGCACAAUCUGUCAGCAUCAAUCUACUUAACAACCAAUCUUCACGGCUCUUUCUUUAUAGACCAGGGGUUGAUGAAUGUUAGCGCUGCAGUACACAAAAAACAUCAUUUUGUAUAGUCUAUCAACCACCUUUUUGCCGUUUAAUUUAUAGAAUAUAAAGUUGACGCCAUUUAUUUAGAAUAAUUCUCUACACAUCAAGUAAAGUUUAAAACAUCCUUCUGUACAGUGUAUCAGCAACCCUGGUACUACUUCAUUUAUAGAAUAUGUAUAGACGCCAUUUAUUUAGGUGAUUUCAAAUGCAUCAGGUGCAGUUUAGAACUGAACUUUAGUUAGAAAAUAGAUCACUUAUCAGGGGAAGUUUAGAACAGAACUUUAGUUAGAAAAUAGAUCACUUAGCAACGGCAGAUCGAGAAUCAAGAAGAUGAUGUAAGGGGAGAGGGUGCACUGUUUAAAAAAAAAUGAAUUUGAGGUAGAGCUCAUUAUAAAAGAAGAAAUUCUUGGGUGCUGGGUGGCACGAUUAAAAAAUACUGAUUUGUAGCAUUACAUCUUCCUAAUCCUUAUCUCAAGAUAGGAAGCCCUGGCUGCAAAUUUAACAUCUGGUUUUAGUUCAUUGAUCAAGAAAUUGCAUCUCUUGCAUAGUAUCAUAGCUCUUUUUUGAAUAAAGUUGUUGAUUCUAGAACAAGCCCAAUUAUAUUUGCUUCCCAUGUCGGCACAAUAGGUUUUUACAAGUUCAGAAAUGUCAUAAUGUUUUUUUUUUUCAACCUUACAGUUGGCUACAUUAUCAUUUUUUUUAUUUAAUUUUUUUUUUGGUUUAAAAAUUGUGCCAAAAGCUUUUUAUAGACAUUUUUGAAAAAAAAAGCUCUCUGAGUCUAAAUAAAUUAAUAUAAUUUAGUUGAUGUACAUGGUUUAUGACUGAAGUGAGCUAUCAUCACUCUAGGCCAACAUUAUAAUCACUCAUUUUUCAUACACAAAUUAAUGUUUUGCAAUUGAAAAUGAGCCACUUUGUCCAGGCUGUCUCUGUUAAUGCCUGCAGUUUACAUAGGGGCUGCCCAUCACUGUAGUCAGGACUGACCACCACUGUAGUUAUGGCUGUUUAUCACUAGUUAUGGCUGUCCAUCACUUUGGUUAUGGCUGUCCAUCACUGUAGUUAUGGCUGUCCAUUACUGUGGUUAUGGCUGUUCAUCACUGUAGUUAUGGCUGUCCUUAACUGUAGUUAUGGCUGUCCAUCACUGUAGUUAUGGCUGUCCUUAACUGUAGUUAUAAUGACAUUGAUUGUUGAGAAAUAAUGUGAGUGAAGUUAGAAUCCAUAAAUAAUAAAGGUGAUGUUGAAAUCCUUAAAUAUAAUGGGUACCAAUUAUUAUUUUUAUUUUAAAAAAAGGCUUAAUGUUUUUAAUUGGUGAGAUUUUUCAUACAUAUUUAAUGUAGUUUUUAAACUGUUAAAGCCAUUUAAGCAUUUUUUUAUAAGUGCUUUGACUUACUUUUAUUAGUGAUUUAUGAUUGUGUAUUUAAUGAGGCCUUAUUUUUGUGUAAAAUGUACUUAAGGAAGCCAUCAUAUAAUACGGACUAUAUUACUAUUUCCUAUAACUAAUUUUUGUGGAAAUUGAGAAUUCCUUCCUUUUGUGUACUUGCUGUUAUUAUACCGCCAUCUUGUCAUAGUCAGUCCUAGUUGCUCUUGACAGAUGAACAACAGCAACAACGUACUAUAUGGAUGGCCCCUAUGCCAGGAUGAGAAGGGCUGUUCGUCAACUUAAUUAAAGACGUUGGUGGUAAUUUUAAGGAAUUUUUUGGUCAGCUUAAAGAUGUAUUUAUAAUUAAUAAUUUAAGUUCAAACUUAACCAGUAGUUUGUCAAAAUGUAAAACAACAACAUAUCAUGUGACUGUAAAUAUGGCUUGGUCUGAUUAACUUAGUGCUGUUAUCAAUACACAUAUUUACUAUUAGGAUGUCAUAGAUAAAAAAAAAAAUUUUGAUCGUAAAUGUUGCAGAUGUGUAGGCUUACGUGUACUACAUCAGCGUUUCCCAAAGUGUGGUACGUGUACCCCGGGGCUAUGGGAAGAGUUUUGUGGGGCUACGCGCCGCAAAAGAAAAAAAUCAUUUUUUUUAUUGUUAUGAAAGUAUAUGCAAUUUUUUUUUUUUUUUUACGAAUGGUACUCAGUGUUACAUAAAUUUUAGACAGGGAUACAUUGUGGGCGAAAUUUUGGGAAACACUGUCAAACAUGAACUUUUUAAACAGCACUAAAAAUAAAAAAGUGUGGUACGUGUACCCCGGGGCUAUGGGAAGAGUUUUGUGGGGCUACGCGCCGCAAAAGAAAAAAAUCAUUUUUUUUAUUGUUAUGAAAGUAUAUGCAAUUUUUUUUUUUUUUUUACGAAGGGUACUCAGUGUUACAUAAAUUAUAGACAGGGAUACAUUGUGGGCGAAAUUUUGGGAAACACUGUACAACAUGAUCUUUUGAAACAGCACUAAAAAUAAAAUGUGUUUCAUGAAAUAUUUUUAAGUAGUUCUUGGACUUUUUCCCCGCCCAGCAAUAUUUAAAUAUAAAUUUGCAUGUGAAUGUUCAAAGCAGAGCCCAAGUGAAGAAGGCUUUACUAUAGAAUCAGUUCUGAGUAACUUAAGGUGGCUGAUGCAGCAAUUUUAUUUGAUGUAAACAAUUAUUCAAUGAUUGACAGGAGAUCACUGUUGUAUGCGAUAUAACUAAUCGGUGUGGAUGCUCGUGUUUCACUGUCGUCUUGCCUAGUGGUUAACAACAGGGCAGCUAAAAACAUUUGUUUAAACUCAAAAGUAUAUUGAAAAAUUACUAAAUUAUUAUUAAUACCAAUAAAUUAAUUAAAAGAAACAAUGCCGAGACCUUUUUUUAAAAUUUAAUUUGUUUUUAACCUGCAUGAGUAAAUUUAGUGAAAUUUUAAAUGAAUAGGUGAAGGAAGUAUGGACAGUUCUGGUUUGUGUAUUAGUGUACACGUUUGUGUACUGGCAUAGAGGUUUGUGUACCAGCACACAUCUUUGUGAUUAGUCUGAAAAUAUCAUUUUGUAAGCUACUUUGAUAAAUCACUUAUAUUUGAACUUUAUUUUAUUUAUUUUUUUCAAAACAUCGUCUAAUCCAUAAUUCUUUUCCAAAAAAAAAAAAGCACAACAGUGUCUGAAAACAUUUCCGCUAUAUAUUUGUAAACAACUUAGUGUGAAUGUGCCGUGUGGCAUGUGAUUAGCUGAUACCAACUGUGUGGUUCUUUUAAAAUUAGUGUUCUCCAUAUUGUGAACAAAAAUAUGUAAACAUUAUUUCUAUCCUCCUUUUGCUUCAAUUAGCAAUGUAAACCUGCCGAUUAGCUAUGUAAGAUUGAAACAUUCAAAUGAUCAUCCCUGUGGAUUUUAUCUUUUUUUUCUAAAAUUUAAAUGCCAUGAACUCACUCAUACUCAGACAAAACUUGUAUGCAUAUUUCUAGUCUCAUUUUGCUUCACUCUGAAGUGACUGCUUUCGUAAUGAUGCAACUAGGCUUUAAAAAAAUCUUAGUUGUUAGUUUUUAUGGUGCAGAGUUUUUUUUUUACAAAACCAGUGUUGCCUGAAUGUGCCUCGGAAACUUUGGGAAAUUAUUUAACAAGAUUUUUUUUUUCUUUUUAAGAUCCAGUUAAAAAUGGUGAUUUUAUGGCUUGAAUUGUUAAGUUGGCUAAUGUAUUGAUAAAACUUUUUUUUGGAUCAAAAAAAAAAAAAUGUAAUCUGUUUAUUGUUAAAAAAUUGUGUUUUCACAGGAGAAGUUUUUAUUCCUCAUUUGUCGCUAGUAGUAGUGUAAUAAUAACAGCAAGAACUUGUUAUAGCAGUAGUGAAUACUCAGCGCAGAUCCCACAUAAAUUUAAUUUGCAUAAUUAUUGAAGUGGGCAGCCUUCAUUUUUCAGUGGGCCACUCAUGACAUGGUUACUGAGUUGAUGAUCCUGUCAAUUGCUGUUUGUUGUUCCGCCUUCACAUGCAAAGAUGACCAAGGCUAUAUACAACGGUGAUUAGGGGCACGUGGCUCGCCAGUCCUGUUUGGGCCUGGAAAGCUUUUUCCAGGCAUGUAGGACAACAUAGUUUUGGGUCCAAUCAGGAUUUGAGUCGUUUUAGCUCUUUCCUUGCCGUGCGCUUUCUUUGGGCAUGAGCGGUGCGCUUAUUCUCUGAGGACCAUGCUCCAACAGUGAGUCUGUCUCACCAGCUUGCACGGUCCAUAGCAGGUGUCUCCCACGAAUCGAGGUCAAUGUCCCGCCAACUUGGGAUCCACUAUAAGGGGGG